Molecule: messenger RNA, 1965 nt
Organism: Rotaria sp. Silwood2
Lineage: Eukaryota; Metazoa; Rotifera; Eurotatoria; Philodinida; Philodinidae
Source: the annotation of a GenBank genome assembly
AUGGAUCUUGAAUCAAAUAAAGUUUCAUCAUUACAUAUUGAUCAAGAAUUAUCUACAGAAGAUUCAAUUAUUGAUUCAAAUCAUAUAAAUAAUUCAAAUGAAGAAUCAUUUAUUUCAUAUCCUCAUCUUUCACCAUCAAAUAUAAUUGGUACGCAUCCAAAUGAAGUUAUUACAAGUAUUAAUGCUGAUAAUGGUUAUCCUGUUAGACAAGAAAAUGGACAACGAAAAACUGGACCACCACCAGAUUGGCCAACAACUCGUCAUCCACCUGGUCGUGGUUGCGAAGUAUUUGUUGGCAAAUUACCUCGUGAUUGUUUUGAAUCGGAAUUAUUUCCGUUAUUUGAACGUUGUGGACAAAUCUAUGAAAUGCGUUUAAUGAUGGAUUUUUCAGGUUUUAAUCGUGGUUAUGCAUUUAUAACAUAUACAUGUCGUGAUAAUGCAAAACGUUCUGUUAAAGAAUUAAAUAAUUAUGAAAUUCGUCCUAGUCGUUUAAUAGGUGUAUGUCAGUCUGUCGAUAAUUGUCGAUUAUUUGUUGGUGGAAUACCAAAAACAAAAAAACGUGAAGAAAUUCUUGAUGAAAUAUGUAAAGUAACUGAAGGUGUUGUUGAUGUUAUUGUUUAUCCAAGUGCACAUGAUAAAACAAAAAAUCGUGGUUUUGCUUUUGUUGAAUAUGAAAGUCAUCGAUCAGCAGCUAUGGCUAGAAGAAAAUUAUUACCAGGAAAAAUUCAAUUAUGGGGACAUCAAAUUGCUGUUGAUUGGGCUGAACCUGAAACUGAAGUUGAUGAAGAUAUUAUGGCAACUGUUCGAGUACUUUAUGUUAGAAAUUUAAUGAUGAAUACAACAGAAGAACAAAUUAAAGAAAUUUUUCAACGUUUUAAAUCAAAUUCUGUUGAACGUGUUAAAAAAUUAAAAGAUUAUGCAUUUGUUCAUUUUAAAGAACGUCGAGAAAUUGAUGGUUCGAUUGUUGAAGUUACUUUAGCGAAACCAGUUGAUAAAAAUCAAUAUUUUAGAUUUACACGUGGUGUUAGUCCAUCGACUAUUGCUACGCAUUUACCAUUUGGUUUACCAACCGGUGCUAUUGCUCCAACAACAGCAACAUUCGAUUUAACACCACAUUUAACAGCUAUUCCAUAUAUAACAAUUCCAAGUACACCAUUAGCUACAAAUCCAACAUCAAUACAGACAAUAGCUACAUCAUUAGCUAAUGGAACGCCACUUGUAUCACCUGCUGUCAAUGCUUUUCAACAAAAAAAUAUUCGUCGAUGUGUAAAUGCUACCGGUCGUUUAUCCACAAAUGGUAAUACAAGUCCUCCAACAAUAAAUCGAAAUCUACCUUCAAUACCAACCGGUGUUCUAUCAACAUCUUCUCGUCCAAGUCAACCACCUCCAACUGUCGUUCAUCAUCGUGGUGCUUAUUAUACAAUUCUUCGACCAACGUCACGCCGAACAGACGAGAAAUGUCUCGAAGAUCUCUACAAAGAGACUUACGAUGCGCUGUACGGCUCUGCUGCUAGUACCACCGCUCCAUCGAUAAUGAUGAUCGAUUCCAAUCAUUCUCAGUUUAUUUUACCAGAACAACAAACUCUGCAGCAGCAGCCGAAUCAGCCUGAAGAGAUUCCAUUUGGUCCAACAACAUUUGGUUUUCAUCCUGCUGGUCCAAUAUUUCAACCAGCAACUCUUUUACCACAUCCAUUAGUUGCUGCACAUCCAGCUGGUAAUUCACCAUUUGCUCAACAACAAUUAGUUUUUACUACAGCAAAUAAUCCUGCCCAAACUCAACAAUAUUUUCAUGCGCAUCCGCAAGGAAAUUUUCCAUUUCCAUUUAUUCUUACUCCACCAUUAGCACCGAUGCCACCAUUAUCAUCAACACCAAAUAGUCCUGAAUCGCCACUAUUUACUUAUACAACACCACCAUCAACGACUACAACGGUUACAACUGCGGGUGGUACUACUUAUUCAGCUUGA